Messenger RNA from Dicrocoelium dendriticum, 678 nucleotides. Lineage: Eukaryota; Metazoa; Platyhelminthes; Trematoda; Plagiorchiida; Dicrocoeliidae. The record is from the annotation of a GenBank genome assembly.
AUGUCACUCCAUGCAUCAUUCCUUGUCACUCUACCGAACCACAAUGUUCGGUACCUUUCUGUGCUGCAGAGGCCAUCAAAGAAUCAUCCAUUCAAAGCAGAAAGCUCCGAUUCUGGAUUUUUACACGAAGGACGGUUGUCCUUACCAGUUACUAGCAAGUCUGCCCUCAAAUCGUCCCCCAAGAGGCUGACGUUUUGCAUCCCGUUUCCUGGCCGAGACCCUGUACAACCACCACAAAAAUUGAGUCGCAUAAGCGAGAAGGCGCCCACUGUUACUACGUGUGAUAAACGCGUCUCUAACGAUACAGUGAUCCGAACGUCCACUGCUUUACAUGAUGCAAUCCACCCACAGGUGGAGCCUACCGUUCGUUCAAAGUCUGCGGCAUCUUCUGGCACUUGUGAUGCUCCUGGACAUAAUACCGAGGAGACUUUCCUUGUCCAAACUCCGACCAAGGCGCUCAGUGAAUCGGACCACCUAUCCUUUCAUCUAUCUAGCCCUCCGACUGUACUGGGGAAUCUCGUCACUGGGAACAAUACCCCGCGUCAUUUGGGUUUUUCUCAAAAGCCAGCUUCUAUCAGAAACCCCAACCGGCUAAACCAACUUCCCACUGGAACUAUUCAUGGUCGUUCGGUAAGUGAUACCACCGUACUUUUUGAUCCCAUGACAUCCCUUAUGUAA